UGAGUGAUUUUGUCAUGCAAUCCAAUUUAAUAAGGAGCAUUAUUAUAAUAAAAAAAAAUGUAUUAGAUGUUAAGAUUGUAUACAUAAUAGAGCAACAUAGCAAGGCUUAGACUCACCCCAUAAUGAUACAUUACUAAAUUAUAAAAUUUAUAAUCUUUGUUGAGUUUGUUCACUUUCCCCCCAAUUCUCAUAUUAUCAAAUUUCAAAUUUUAUGUUUUUUCAUUCUAUUAAUUUACUAGUUGUUAAUUCAAUAAUUAACCAUUUAACCCAUAAACAAAAUCAAGCAUGCAUACACUAGUCUAAACAAAUUUAUAUCUGCCCUCAAAAAAAAAAAUAAAAUUAUAUCAAAUAAGGGCAAUAAUAUUCCAACUAAAAAUUAUUUAUCGUUGUCCCACCUAUCAAUUCUCUAUCUUUAUCAGUUUAUCCUCUCUUCUUCUCCUUUUUAUUUCAUAAUUGCUAAAUAUAAGUGUAAGUGUGUAACCUCUCUUUACUUACCGCAACCUAAAAAAAACCAAUAUUACCCCUUUCCCCUUUUGUUAACCAAUUUAGAUCAGGCAUGGGGCCAUGGCCCUAGGCCUUAGCUCAGGAAAUUUGUGAGAGAGACUUAAAAUUGGGGAAUUAAAAAAAAAAAAAUCCCAAAUUGAAUUAGGGUUUAUGCUAGACUUCCAUUUUCCAGUAAAAAAAAUCAUCUUUUUCAUUCAAACUCUCCGAAACCCUAACACAAUUUUCCCUCUAAUCACCAAAAUUUCUGGGUUUUCUCCAUCGAAAUGAUUGCAUAAUGAAGCAAUCAAAGCGGCGUCAUGGCCGCGAUCGAUCUCCAUCACCACCAUCAUCGAAGAAGCACCACCAUAUUCACGGCAAAAGCCCUCAACGCCAAAUUCAUGAUCUGGGUAAGCAUCGCCCAGCUUUUAUUUCGUAUCUUGAAUCCCCAAAUUUACCCCCAAAAAUCAAAUUAAUAUGUGAAAUUGUAGCUAGUACCCCACCUUUAUCAGUUGCGAAAGUUCUAGAUGAUAAUGGUAUUAGGGUAACUCGGGAAGAUGUUGAACAAGUUCUUAAAUUGUCAUAUGGUUAUCCUGCUGCUGCUGUGAAGUUCUUUAGGUGGGCAGGACACCAAUUGAAUGAUAGACAUAGCCCUUAUGCUUGGAAUUUAGUUGUUGAUUUGUUAGGGAAGAAUUCAUUGUUUGAUGCAAUGUGGGAUGCAAUUAAGUCUAUGAAGGAAGAAGGGAUUCUUUCUCUUGCGACUUUUGCAUCGGUUUUUAGUAGUUAUGUGUUAGGGAAUCGAGUUGAUGAGGCGUUUAUGACGUUCGAGGUUAUGGAUCAGUAUGGUGUUCCUAGGGACAUUGUGGCGUUGAAUUCGCUAUUGAGUGCGAUUUGUAGGGAAGGGAAGACGGAGAAAGCAGAUGAGUUUUUGAGGAUUGCUAAGGAUAAGAUUAGGUUGGAUGCUGAUUCGUUUGCUAUUUUGUUGGAGGGGUGGGAGAAUGAAGGGAAUGUAGCUGGUGCGAAGAGGACUUUUGGAGAGAUGGUGGAGGAGAUUGGUUGGGACCCUAGGAAUGUGCCGGCUUAUGACUUGUUUUUGUGCACAUUGAUUAAGGCUCCAAGUGGAUUUCAUGAAGCUUUGAAGUUCUUGAACACCAUGAAGGAGAGGAGGUGUUCCCCUGGAAUGAAGUUUUUUGGGGUUGCCUUGGAGGAUUGUGUGAGGAAGAGUGAUGCCCGAGGAGCUUCCUUGCUGUGGGAAGCGAUGACAGUGAGGAGCGAUUUCAGGCCUGAUACUCAAAUGUACAAUAUGAUGAUUUCAUUGCAUUCUCAUCUUGCUAAUUUUGAUAUAGCUAGGAGGUAUUUGGAUGAGAUGGUUUAUGAUGGUGUAUUUCCAGAUUCAAAGAGUUAUAAUACUUUGUUUCAAUACUUAGUUAAAAGUCGUAAGCUUGAUGAGCUUUCAUCUGUAUUUACCGAGAUGGUGAAGAAUGAAUUUUUACCAACCCAAGCUAAUUGCACUGCUGCUAUUAGUCUUUACUUAGACUCUGGGGAUCCAUACAUGGCUAUUAAGGUCUGGAAAUUCAUGGUUGAUAAUUAUCAGUCUGAGUUGGAAGAGACUGGCAAUUUCUUGGUUUUAGGGCUUCGUGACUGCAAUAGAGUUCAAGAGGCAGUUAAGUAUGCUGAAGACAUGAUUGAACGGAAGAUAAAGCUGAGUUCCUUUACACUGUCUAAAUUGAAACAAAACCUAGCAAAGGCAGGAAAAGGUCCUGUAUAUGAUGAACUAUUUAGGAAGUGGAAACUUCGUUAGGUUUGCUUUAUCACUCUCCAGUCUUCCUAUGUCAUUUCCAGAUUUCAAACAGCCUCUCUGUUGCAAGGGUGUGGACUGUGUUCCCCUUACCUUGACACAAGUGGGAGCCUUUAGAAGCAUUGGCAUAAUUUUGAUCUGCCGUUGUGAUGUUAUACUAAGUCAGGGAUACUCGCUGAGUCGCUGUUCUGGGGUAACAAGGAUAGCAGUCAACAUUAUAAUCAUAAAAUCUAAACACUAAUUUGUUUCCCUUUUUAAAAAUGUUUCUGAAGGCACGCCCUGUACUCAGUAGCCAGAACUGUACAAUUGAUCUUAUGAAUUAUGAUGGUUUUUUUCCUCCUUCUGUAAAUAAGGGAGAAAUUACUUAUGUUCGUUUUUAUCCAUAUUUCUUUUUCA
This is a messenger RNA of Chenopodium quinoa (quinoa), 2674 nucleotides long. RefSeq names its product pentatricopeptide repeat-containing protein At1g77360, mitochondrial-like. The record is from RefSeq and is a predicted model, not a curated record. The transcript has a single exon. The coding region runs from base 779 to 2281 and encodes 500 amino acids. NCBI's taxonomy places the organism in Eukaryota, Viridiplantae, Streptophyta, Magnoliopsida, Caryophyllales, Amaranthaceae. Gene Ontology annotation, molecular function: protein binding.